GCCCCUUGUGACUUAUCAUUGUUAUCAAGCUGAGCAGCGAGAGUACCCCUGACAAUUCUCGCAUGAUCAAACAAAUCAACUGUCCCUGGAAGUAGCGCUUUUCAAAUGAGCGACGUGGCUUGAUCUUGUCUUUACAACCAGCACAGAUCGCUCAGCGCCGCAAACCUUCUCACUUAUUUACAGCUCUCUUAAACUGACUAUGAAGAAGCUCCAGUGUCUGAUGACCUUCUUGUUUCUGCUACAUUCGUUUUUCAUGGUCUGCAGUAUGGCUGCAGCUGAGCCAGAGCCUAAGGCUGCUGCCGUGAGAGGAUCGUCGUCGGCAUCGAACAAGGAAAAAAGCCCUUAUCCGUCUGUCAACAAGAACAAGCAGACUUCAGCUGCAGAGAAGAAUAGUGAACGUGGGAAGAAAGGAGCGCCUGUUGACGACAGGUGGGUUAAGAACGGGCGCAAAUGUUAUCAUUUGCGAGUACAAAUGCAAGCAGUCUUAGACAAGCUUCGUCGUACAACAGCAGAAGCUUGUCAAAGGGACUGCAAGAAUGAAAUCAAAACUCGUGCAAUUGACAUUCACAGGGCUUUCACCACGAAUCACAGCCCUGAUCGCUGCUAUGUGUCGAGACCAUGUAUGACUUUGAGGGCAAUUCGCGUGAUGGCGCCUACAUGCUCUGCAAAGCAAGCGAUGGCUAAUCCUGUCUGCCUUUUGGCAGAAUGUCUUUGUUCGGUCACGGUGAACAUUUGGCGUAUCAAGCCAUUUGGUACAGGAGAUGACGAUUGGAUUGCCGAAGCUCAACUUACAAGUGACCGACAGCCUGGAGUGCGUUCAGUUCCGAACUGUCAUCCUAAGAAAGUGCUUUCGAAUCGGGCGUUCCAUGCUCACCGGUGGGAAACGCGUAAAGACCCAUCUUCAGCUGUUGUGAGCACCAACCUCUCUUGCGACGAUUUAUCACCAGAAGAACAAAGGUGUGACUGCAAGGGCAAUAGUGACGGUACUUGUCAAACCGUCGAUCUCUUCGAAGCCUCUGAAUGCGCGGAAUCAGAUGGGACUUGCCAAUGUGCGGCGCGAGAUAGUCAACAUCUAGCUGGCACUGAAGACGUGAGUUCCACCGUAGGUGCAGCUGCAGUUGACGAGUCUACGGUUGUUGAAGACUUGUACCUUGAGAUACAGCGCUAUCUCGACGACGACGAAUGAAAG
Molecule: messenger RNA, 1189 nt
Organism: Protomyces lactucae-debilis
Lineage: Eukaryota; Fungi; Ascomycota; Taphrinomycetes; Taphrinales; Protomycetaceae
Exons: 1
Coding region: 200-1186 (328 amino acids)
Source: RefSeq, a predicted model, not a curated record